AAUGAGUGGGAAAGCUGGGGUAAAAUACGGAGAGGAGAAUUUAUAAUAUUUGGGGGUAGCGUUAGAAAGUUAGUGGGUUUUAGAGAGAGGCGAAUGGGAAUGGGAAUUUUGGCAAGUUGGGAGUUAAUGGAAGAAGAAGAAGAGGAGGAGGGUAGGUCCAUCCAUCAUCCCCCACCUUUGAGUCUUUGACCCAACCCCAAAGGAUAAUCUUCCUCCACUCCUGGGCCCCACCUCUUUGUGGGUCCAUUCAUUCCCCCCCUCCAUUUCCACAUUAUUAUUAUUAAUCCCCCACUUUUCCCUCUUUUCCCAAUCUUCUUCCCCACCCACCUUUAUAUACCUUAUUCCUUUUCUUACCCUAAAUCCCUUCUUCUCACUUCUCUCACUCUUCUCUCUUCUCUCUUCUCCCAUGGCCGAUAUUCAGAAACAAGAACUCGACGACGACGACGACUCUCCCUCCACCCAUCUCCCUAUCAAUCACUCCGAUUCCUCCCGAUUGGACCUUCUUCCCCUCCCUCCCAAGCAGGAGCAUCCCGACUCCCACCACUCCAACCUCCCCCCCUCCGGAAUGCAGCUCCUCAACUUCACCCCAGAUAUUGCUAAAACAGUCUCAACUCUCCCUCCCAAGAGAGCCUCUACCAAGGAUCGCCACACCAAGGUCGAGGGCAGAGGCCGGAGAAUCCGAAUUCCGGCCACCUGUGCCGCGCGUAUCUUCCAGUUGACUCGAGAGCUCGGCCACAAGUCCGACGGCGAAACUAUCCGCUGGCUUCUCGAGCGGGCCGAGCCCGCAAUCAUCGCCGCUACUGGGACUGGUACCAUUCCCGCCAUCGCCAUGUCUGUUAAUGGCACUCUCAAAAUCCCCACCACCACUUCCUCUUCUAUCCAAGAUUCCGCUGAUCCUUCCGCCGCUAAGAAGCGGCGUAAACGCCCCGCUAACAGUGACUACGUCGACGUAAGCCACGCCCUCUCCGUCUCCGUCUCCGCCUCGAACGGCGUCCUUCAGGCCGGUACCGUCCCCGGUUCCCCCGCCGUCCAACAGGCUUUUCCACCGGGCUUCGUUCCAGUGUGGGCCAUCCCAUCCAACGCCAUAAUUCCCGGGGCGGUUUUCAUGGUUCCAUCCGUGGCAUGCUCUUCCACCCGUCCACAGUUGUUCUCAUUUCCGGCUCCGGUGGCGCCGCUUAUCAGCACGACGGCGCGGCCCAUUUCCACCUUCUCGUCGAAACCAGACACGUCUCACAUUCAAUCCAGCCCCACCAAUCAAAGCUCUAGCACUUCAAGCUCCUCCGCUUCCAAGUCUCAAUCCGUCAUGGCACCGAUCUCGAGCUCCACCGCCCAGACGACCGGAAAAACGACGACGCAGAUGCUUAGAGACUUCUCGUUGGAGAUAUACAAUAAGGAAGAGCUUCAAUUCAUGUCUCGCUCAUCCUCGAAACAUUGACUAGAAGGAAAGAACGGAAACAUAAUAGAUUGGAGCUUGUAUUCCAUUCUCUCUUAGUCUGUAUCUCUCUCUCUCACCUCGUGUAAUCUAUCCGCCAUUGACAAACCAGAAAAGAAGCUUGAGUUGAGAAAAAAGGGAAGAAGGAGAAAAGUAUCUUCCUUUCUUUUAUUUCGUUGGAAGUGUAGCGGAAGGAAGGGGAAGCACGAGGGAAUCACGUGAUAGACGUGAGGAUCGAAAAGUAAAUGCACGUGUAAGGUGGGGUGGGAUUAUUUUCUUUUUAUUUUUUGGGUGAAGGGUGCAAACUGCAAAGGUGUGGGGACCAUAUCAGCGACGAGGUGGGUCAACACUACGGAAAGAGAGAGAUAUUUUUUUUUAAAACAUUUAGAAGGAAAAAAAAAAGAAGCGGGGUCCAGUUCAGUGGUGGAAACGAGUUGUGCUGCUCCGUGGACCGCGCAAGCCGGGUGUAGGGACCACUAAUUGAGCUCGUUGUGUAAUGUGAUGGAGGUGGUGGUCGGGCGGGUCCACUUGAUGGGCCCAAAGGCGGCCCUAUGGGCCUGCAUCAUGUGGUGGUCCCGGCUGCCGUGUCGUGGGUUCGGUGGUCCGAGCCAGAUGUAUGGCUGGAGGAUAAACCGACACGUGUUAGAUUGUGGGUCAGAAGAACUUAGUUAUGGACACGUGGAUGAGUGAGAUUGGUUUGGUAUCAGAUGCUUUUCUGGAAACUUAGCUGGUUAUUUUGGUGUGAGAGAGAGAGAGAGAGAGAUGAGGGAGGGAUUUGUAAAUUCAUUCUUUAGCUGAAUUCUUGAUAAUCCAUUAAUCAUUAGUUACUGCGUCACUAUAAAGAUA
This is a messenger RNA of Benincasa hispida (wax gourd), 2278 nucleotides long. RefSeq names its product transcription factor TCP9. The record is from RefSeq and is a predicted model, not a curated record. Lineage: Eukaryota; Viridiplantae; Streptophyta; Magnoliopsida; Cucurbitales; Cucurbitaceae. Gene Ontology annotation, molecular function: DNA-binding transcription factor activity; sequence-specific DNA binding. Gene Ontology annotation, cellular component: nucleus.